AAUACCUUCCAGCAGGAAAGGACGGUUUUCUAUCUUUCCUCCCCUUGAUUUGAUUUAGGAUAGAUUGUUUCUUGUUCUCAUCUUCCAUGGAGAGUCACAGUUUGAACAGCAACAACAACAACAACAACAACAGCAAGGUUAAAGACUCAUGGGAUCAUAACCACAGCUGCUCUGGAGGGGAUUAUUUAGGUGGGUUUUCAUGGCCACCAAGAUCUUACACAUGUAGCUUCUGUAAAAGGGAAUUUAGGUCUGCUCAAGCCCUUGGAGGUCAUAUGAAUGUCCACAGGAGAGACAGAGCCAGGCUUAGACAAUCACCUCCAUGGGAUGGUCAAGGUCCUGACUUUAACCUUAACCCUAACCCUAACCCUAACCCUAACCCUAACUGCACAUCAUCAUCAUCAUCAUCUUAUGCAAGUAGAAUUCCUCCAUUCACUUACCGGUUCCCUUCAUUACUUUCACCCACUCUUAAUUGUUUCUCUUCCAUGUCACCUACUACUGCUUCUUGUGUUGAAGUGAAGACAUUGAUGGAGUCUCUCCAUGAUCCUUCAAGCUCAAUAGGGGGAGGAGGUACCACUAAGAAUGCUUUGUUUGGGGUUGGAGAACUGAAGAGUUUUAUGAUGAAAGAAGAUGAGUACAAGGUUAUGAAUACAGAAGAGAGAGUGCAAUUGGAUCUGGAGAUUGGUCUUUGUAGAGAUUCAAAGGAAGAUUUGGACUUGGAGCUUCGACUUGGGUACUCUUAGUUUAUUAUUAAUUCUUCACUACUAGUUUGUACUCAUUAAUGUUUCAAUGGUAGUUUAGGUUAUUGCACCUAUCUAUAUAGCUUGUUUCGUAGAAGCUGCAUUAAGACUUAAAAAAUGAU
Telopea speciosissima is the source of this 859-nucleotide messenger RNA. Its product is annotated as transcriptional regulator SUPERMAN-like. Lineage: Eukaryota; Viridiplantae; Streptophyta; Magnoliopsida; Proteales; Proteaceae. Bases 87 to 740 code for a protein of 217 amino acids. The record is from RefSeq and is a predicted model, not a curated record. The transcript has a single exon.